AUGGAAGAUCAAGCUCCCUGCAAGUCUCCUGCCCAGAACCUUCAAGGUGCAUUAGGGGCAACUGACAGACUGAUGUGCUCUCUGGUCCAUAGGAGAAAAGUUAAGCUGAUUCAUCUCAGUAGUGUCGCUCUAGACGAACUAGACUAUAACGAUCGUCCGGCAACCACUCAUGACGGGAUAUAUGGGCCCGCAGUGUCUCUACGGACCGGUUCUUCUCGAUUGGCAAUCCAUAACAUCCGCACUAUAGCGAAAGCAGGGCGUCAUUCGUCUAAGACGAUCGAUAGAUGGCCUGGCCAUUUACGUUCGUCCUGCAAAAGUGCUCUAGUGCCAUUCCAGUUUCCUGGGGAAAGCUGCUCAUCCUACUAUCUAUUCUUAGCCGCAGUAGUGGGGUACUAA
This is a messenger RNA of Aspergillus niger, 396 nucleotides long. RefSeq lists its product as hypothetical. The transcript has 3 exons. Lineage: Eukaryota; Fungi; Ascomycota; Eurotiomycetes; Eurotiales; Aspergillaceae. The record is from RefSeq and is a predicted model, not a curated record. Bases 1 to 396 code for a protein of 131 amino acids.